Messenger RNA from Telopea speciosissima, 896 nucleotides. Its product is annotated as eukaryotic translation initiation factor 4E-1-like. Gene Ontology annotation, molecular function: RNA 7-methylguanosine cap binding; translation initiation factor activity. Gene Ontology annotation, biological process: translational initiation. Bases 104 to 805 code for a protein of 233 amino acids. The transcript is spliced from 6 exons. Gene Ontology annotation, cellular component: cytoplasm; eukaryotic translation initiation factor 4F complex. The record is from RefSeq and is a predicted model, not a curated record. Lineage: Eukaryota; Viridiplantae; Streptophyta; Magnoliopsida; Proteales; Proteaceae.
UAAAGCCAUAGAGGGUUUGUCUGCGAUUCGAAAGUGGUCCGCUUGUUGAGCUUCGGAAACGAGAAAACAAAUCUAAAGAAGAAGACGAAGAAGAACUGAGAAGAUGACGGAGGAGUUAGAGAGCAUGAAAGCUGGACUAGGGUCUAAAGCAGCCGAAGAAGAGACUGAUGGGGCCAUCGUUGGCGGUACUGGCGCGGAAGAACCCGAGGAAGGAGAGAUCGUAGGGGACGAUUCGACUUCUGUUAUGGCUUCGACGACAGUGACACCUCAACCUCACCCUUUGGAGAAUUCAUGGACCUUCUGGUUCGACAACCCUUCCUCCAAAUCCAAGCAGGCUUCUUGGGGUGCCUCCAUUCGUCCCAUCCACACUUUUGCCACCGUCGAGGAGUUUUGGAGCCUUUACAAUAAUAUUCUUCAUCCAAGCAAGUUUGGUGUGGGAGCAGACUUCUACUGUUUCAAGUACAAAAUUGAGCCAAAAUGGGAGGACCCUGUUUGUGCUAAUGGUGGGAGAUGGACAAUAAACUUUCCUAGAGGGAAGUCUGAUACAUCAUGGUUGUAUACGUUGUUGGCAAUGAUUGGAGAACAGUUUGAUCAUGGUGAUGAAAUUUGUGGAGCUGUUGUUAAUGUCCGAGCAAAGCAGGACAAGAUAUAUCUAUGGACUAAGAAUGCUUCACAUGAAGCUGCUCAGAUUAGCAUUGGGAGGCAGUGGAAGGAGUUUCUUGAUUACAAUGAAAACAUAGGGUUCAUCUGUCAUGAUGAUGCAAAGAAGCAUGAAAGGAUGGCUAAAAGUCGCUUUUCUGUAUGAGUUGAAACCAUUCUACUCUGACAAGGGCCAAGCUGAUACAGAAGCAGGUUCUCUGGUUGUAGCAGAUUGGCAAUUAAGUAGCUUUCUUUCU